UUCUUCAACUAAAACUGAAUCAAUUAAAGUCUACUUUUAAACAAGUAGAUGAAGUGGACCCAACCUUCUAGUUCAUGUGCUGAAGUGGGUGAGAUAUGAUCACUGGAUCACAGGUUCAAGAAAGGAGGUGGGCAAAAACAAACAACAGCAAAAACAAGUAGAAUGAAGUGGUGUAUAUUGAGCUACCAAUCAAAACAGUGUGUUUGGCUAUUAUAGAUGCAGCCAACAAAAAUAAAAAUUGGACCGAAACCCAUUGUUUGGCAUGAAACACGAGCAAGUAAGAAAUCGUCACAUUGUUCAUUCUCAAAAAAUCUUACUUCCUAAGCAAAGAAUAGCCACGUAUGCGUAAUCCGAGAGAUAAAAGAAAUUCGAAACGCCUUAAAUUCCCCCACCGUAGUGGGAGAAAUUUCCCUGGUAUUAUUAAACAACCCACCGACAUCUUCUAGUCGUUCCACUUCCACGCAGUAAGAACAUCCAACUCUACUCACUGCUGAAAAAUUCGCAAUGGACCUCCGAGAAUCGAUUAGAAACCAAAACGACGUCUCUUUGAGCAUCACCAAGGGUCUUCUGCUUACCGAAGGCAAGGACUCCAAUGUGGUCUACUCGCCUUUGUCCCUUCAUGUGGUUCUGAGCCUGAUCGCUGCUGGCUCCAGUGGGCCCACACUCCAUCAGCUGCUCUCCUUCCUCAAGUCCGAGUCCAGCGACCAACUCAACUCCUUCGCUUCGGAGCUCGUCGGCGUCGUAUUUGCCGACGGGAGUCCCUGCGGUGGGCCCCGUUUGUCGUUUGCCAAUGGUCUUUGGGUCGACAAGUCUCUUACUCUCAAGCCUUCUUUCAAAGAGGUUGUGGACACUGCUUACAAGGCCGCUUUGAACCAAGCUGAUUUCCAGAAUAAGGCUUCUGAAGUGAUCCGUGAAGUGAAUUCAUGGGCUGAGAAAGAGACUAGCGGCCUUAUCAAACAGGUUCUUCCAGAUGGUUCAGUUGACCGCACAACCGUGCUCAUCUUUGCAAAUGCAUUAUACUUCAAAGGAGCCUGGAAUGAACCAUUUGAUGCAUCAAGCACAAAAGACUAUGACUUCCACCUUCUCAAUGGCAGCACCGUCAAGGCACCCUUCAUGACCAGCAAAAAGAGGCAGGUUGUUGGUGACUUUGAUGGUUUCAAAGUCCUAAAACUUCCUUAUAAACAAGGUGAGGACAAGCGUAGUUUCUCAAUGUAUUUCUUUCUUCCAGAGGCUAAAGAUGGGCUACCAGCUCUGGUUGAGAAAUUGGGUUCUGAAUCUGGGCUCCUAGAGCGUUAUCUUCCAUCUGAACAAGUUGAAGUGGGCGACUUCAGGAUUCCAAGAUUUAAAAUUUCAUUCGGUUUUGAAGCCUCCAAAACCCUGAAGGGUUUAGGACUGGUAUUGCCUUUCAGUGGAGGUCUGACAGAGAUGGUGGACUCCCCUGCUGAUAAUGACCUGUAUGUUUCAAGUAUAUUCCAUAAGUCAUUCAUUGAAGUUAAUGAAGAAGGCACAGAAGCUGCAGCUGCUUCCGCCGGUGUUAUAGCGGUGAGGAGUCUGAUUAAAAUCGACUUUGUUGCUGACCAUCCAUUCUUGUUCGUGAUUAGAGAAGACAUGAGUGGGACAAUUCUGUUCACAGGCCAUGUGAUUGAUCCCCUUGCAGGCUGAUAGUAUCUACCUGUUGCCUAAAUUUGUAAUAUAAUAAGGCUUAUAACAGCAUAUAAUAAGGCUUAUGACAUUAUAUAGACUAUCUUUUUCGCAAGUCAUUAUAUAUAUAUAUAUAUAUAGACUAUUCAUGUGCUGUAUUUGGCUAUUGCUGACAGGAAAUGUUUAAUGUGAGUUUCAGUAUUUUAAUAUUUUAUUAUUAUUAUUUACGUGGCUCGCGCCAAAUUUUUAAAAUCGUAA
Molecule: messenger RNA, 1899 nt
Organism: Ziziphus jujuba (common jujube)
Lineage: Eukaryota; Viridiplantae; Streptophyta; Magnoliopsida; Rosales; Rhamnaceae
Product: serpin-ZX
Exons: 2
Coding region: 505-1662 (385 amino acids)
Molecular function (GO): serine-type endopeptidase inhibitor activity
Source: RefSeq, a predicted model, not a curated record